AAAAAAAUUCACACUGUAUUUCUCUUAUAAAAAAAUAAAAAAAAAUGUUUUUAUUAUUUUUCCUAUUUUUUUCUACAAACAUCUCAGAAAAAUUGGGCUUCUUAGACUUGCCUGGCUUGGUUUUCCAGUGGGCUAUUUCCCAAUUAGAACCCAACCCGUUAACAACAUUUCACCUAUCACCGGAAAACCGCCAAAAAGAACUUCCCGGUUUCAUGAAACACUUCCGUACACUAGGAAACUUCAAAAGCCUGAAGAAAAUGCCGGAAGUGACCUUCCCCCGCCGUGUCCUUCUCUUCCAAUCUUUACUCUGCAUCUCCAACCGCUGUAUAUUCCAAUCACACUACUUCACCACCACCACCAUCACACAAACUAAAUCAUCAACAAAAGACCAAACCAGUAAAAACAAUACCAAAAACACAGGCAAGUUUUUUACUUUGCCUCCUUACACUUCAACAAUUAGUGGGUCCGCUUUAGGAAAAGCUCUAUCAGCAACUGCAACAGCUAAAGCAUCUACCGAAACGACGGCGCUUAAAUGGGUACUUAGGUGCUGCCCUGAACUACCCAGAAAUCUUGUACAAAAACUAUUUCGCUUAAGGCAGGUUAAAAGAGAGUUGCUUAAUGUAGGUGAUGGAGAAAUGGAGCAUAAGACUAAAAGGGUGGCAGCUAAGGAUCUGAUGAAUGUAGGAGAUAGGAUCUUCCUUCCUAUUAGUGUUCAGGCAUUGCCCUUUGAGAAACAAAAGUGCCAUUGCGGUGAAAAAGAAGCGAACUUUAUUCGCGGACUUGAGUUGUAUAAGGAUGAGGCCAUUAUUGUUGUUAAUAAACCUCCUGGAAUGCCAGUUCAGGGUGGUAUUGGUAUCAAAAGUAGUUUUGAUGAACUGGCUGCAAGUUGUUUAAGUUAUGACUACUCAGAACCUCCUAGGCUGGUUCAUAGACUUGACAGAGAUAGCAGUGGCAUCUUGGUGAUGGGAAGGACACAAACAAGCACAAUGGUUCUGCAUUCUGUCUUCCGAGAGAAAACUUUUGCAGCAUCAAAUCAUGAUAUUGGAGAAAGAAGAAGAAUUUUGCAAAGAAAAUAUUGGGCACUUGUCAUUGGAUCUCCAAGACGUCAAAAGGGGAUAAUUUCAGCACCACUGGGAAAGGUGGUGGUGGAUGAUGGUAAAUCUGAUCGAAUAACAGUGGUUGAGAAUGCGGAGAGCACAUCUUUUCAGCAUGCAGUAACACAGUAUAGAGUAAUGGAAUCAUCUCAUGGCUACGCAUGGUUAGAAUUGUCGCCUAUCACCGGUAGAAAACAUCAGCUGCGUGUACACUGUGCUGAAGUAUUGGGGACGCCAAUAGUUGGGGAUUACAAAUAUGGGUGGCAAGUUCACAGGAAGUGGAAACAGUUGCCUUUUCCUAAUCUUGAGAAAAUCUCAAAUGAGAAUGCGCUCUGUAAAAAGAUACUUCCUUUUGGUAUUGAUCUCGAAAGUGGUAGCAUCUCCGAAAAGCACCCUCGUCUACAUCUUCACUGUAAGCAAAUGGUUUUGCCUGAUGUAUCUCAAGCUCUGCGAGGUGUGCAAACAUCAUCAAACUAUGAUUUUUCAGAUCUGAAAAGCAUUGAAUUGGAUGCUCCCUUGCCUUCCUACAUGCAAAGAAGCUGGGAUAUUUUGAAUUCCUGAACUAGUUAUCUUGCAAGCUUUGGAGAUUUCAAAUCUUUCACGAUAGAUAAAUGCUUAGGCAACACAAUGAAAUGAGUAGGGUAAUUUCCCUAGCUAUCUUCUUAAUUAAUUGUUGAACCUGGCACCCUUGGUUUAGGGUUCUCCUAACAGCCCUCUAAGCACUCGAGGUCAGUUGCAAGAGCUGAGAGAUUAACAUCAGGACUCAAAUUUCCCUUGUGACUUCUGAAAGCAGAUAUUGACGUGAAUGGAACGAAGAAACUAGAAUAAUUAGCAAGUUCUGAAAAGAAUUUAAAUGUUAUGGCAUUAACAUUACAUCCACGGGUUACAUUCUUUCUCAGAAAGAGUCUGGAAUAGUACAGAGAUUUCACGAGGGGUAUCAGACAACCAAGUAGCCCUUUGAGAUCACGGUGAAGAAGGCGCAAAAAACCUUUUGUAUUGCAUACAGUUAUGCAUUCAGGAAAUUCUGCUAUUGGAGUGUUAAUUGGUUCGCCUUCCUCAGAAUAUGCAUUACUAGAGCGAGGUUGUAUUUGUUUAAUUAUUUCAAAUUUCAGCAUGAGUUUGGCAAGCGUAUCUUGAUUCCACUUUUUUAGCAAGUCUGUUAUUGUCCAUUUGAGAAGUUUCAUUGAUUUGAUUAAGCAUACCA
This is a messenger RNA of Ricinus communis (castor bean), 2298 nucleotides long. Its product is annotated as RNA pseudouridine synthase 4, mitochondrial. The record is from RefSeq and is a predicted model, not a curated record. The coding region runs from base 45 to 1655 and encodes 536 amino acids. Gene Ontology annotation, biological process: pseudouridine synthesis. Gene Ontology annotation, molecular function: pseudouridine synthase activity; RNA binding. The transcript is spliced from 9 exons. NCBI's taxonomy places the organism in Eukaryota, Viridiplantae, Streptophyta, Magnoliopsida, Malpighiales, Euphorbiaceae.